AGUGUCGCGGGAAUUGUGUGAGCGCAACGAACUCAUUAUUCAAAUACACGGUGCCAAUGAAGUAGCAGCAAAAGUAUCUCUAACUGAAACGGUGCAUUAUUAUCUGCUCUACGCAUGUGCUCCAGCCAGAUCUACUCAACUUGUGAUUCCUCGCUCCGACACCUUGCUUCAACCCAUUACGCCUUGCAAUUCUUGUGUUCAAACCUCGCCGGUGAACAUCGUCGCGACGGCGACAGUGGUGACGGAGGAGGCCCUCUUGGGCGACGAGGAGGCUGAAAACUGCGAGGGCGGAAGCGAGAGCACCGAGAAGUCCGCGAACGAGGAGGACGAGGAUGGGGACGUUGACGUGGAGGAGUGCAGCAGCGUCGACGACGGGCCGGUCCACGGGGUGUUGGCCGACGAUCUCGCCGGGGUUAGCACGCCCUCGCGGAAACGCAGCGCGGACGGCGCCUGCAAUACGGACGAGAAGAAGCAACGUCUAAGGACCAGCUGCAACUCCGACGAGCUGCGUGACGUCGAGUGCCAACUCGAGACCAAGGAUCUCUGGGACAAGUUCAACGAACUCGGCACGGAGAUGAUCAUCACGAAGACCGGCCGACGGAUGUUCCCGACGUGCCGAGUAUCCUUCACCGGACUCAAGUCCGAAGGUCGUUACGCAGUGUUGAUGGACAUCGUGCCGGUCGACAACAAGAGGUAUCGAUACGCCUAUCAUCGUAGCUGUUGGCUGGAAGCCGGCAAAGCCGAUCCGCCGGCGCCCGCGCGACUUUACCUCCAUCCCGAUUCACCCUUCACCGGCGAGCAACUGCGGAAACAGGUUGUUUCCUUCGAGAAGGUGAAACUGACGAACAACGACAUGGACAAGCACGGCCAG
Temnothorax curvispinosus is the source of this 871-nucleotide messenger RNA. RefSeq names its product T-box transcription factor TBX20-like. The annotation marks the transcript as partial. Gene Ontology annotation, molecular function: DNA-binding transcription factor activity, RNA polymerase II-specific; RNA polymerase II cis-regulatory region sequence-specific DNA binding. The record is from RefSeq and is a predicted model, not a curated record. The transcript has 3 exons. Lineage: Eukaryota; Metazoa; Arthropoda; Insecta; Hymenoptera; Formicidae. Gene Ontology annotation, biological process: heart development; regulation of transcription by RNA polymerase II; positive regulation of DNA-templated transcription. Gene Ontology annotation, cellular component: nucleus.